GUCCCAAGCUUCGUCUCUCCCGCCGGCACCAACUUCGUUGUGGCAAGAGGACGUGCUCUGCAGCCACCCGUUCCGCAGAUCUUCGCACGCAUGCCAUCUGCAACCGCCGCGUUGAUUCUUCCGGCUCCAGUAAGCACAUUAUUCCUCAACUCGCUGGGGUCGUCUCUCCGCAGACCGGCCAAGUACGCGAGCAGCUCCGCAGAACCUAGACGAGAGCGAGGUGUCCGCCUUGCCAGGGGAGUGGUAGCUCCGCUGCUGGCGCCAGCCGAAAGAAGCAGCUCUUUGUGCCUGGUGUCCUCUACUCGUCUACGAAUAUCCGAGGGAGGGGGCGUGUGCAAAACCAACGGCCCCAGGCAAGCUCACCAGUUUGUUCGUUUGACCACUCGAGUCUCCAGGCUAGGCUGGAGUGUGCUAACCCCGUCGAUGACCCAAGAAGGGUCGACAACAACGUUGCCCUGGCACAGGCGUCGUGACGCACACUGGUCUUGGCUGGCCAUGGAUCUCCGAAUCUGCCUAUCACUAAUGGAGCUGCAGGUUUCGGCCCUACAAGGCCUCGCGGCGGCAACAAGAUGGACGUGAACCUAUGACAUGGAGCACAGAGACCCCUGUGCGACUGUUGCGCGAUGUUCAUGAAGGUCUCCCAGCAAGCCCUUCAAGGGAGAUGCCUGUCCUGUGGGAAUCACUGUCGCCACCCAUUAGACCCUGAGGAUGGGGGGUCAGGGCCACUUCGGUCGUGGCCUUUGCUUCGUGAUGUGCAAGAACCUUUGAAAGAGAAU
Messenger RNA from Microdochium trichocladiopsis, 776 nucleotides. RefSeq lists its product as uncharacterized. The transcript has a single exon. The record is from RefSeq and is a predicted model, not a curated record. NCBI's taxonomy places the organism in Eukaryota, Fungi, Ascomycota, Sordariomycetes, Xylariales, Microdochiaceae. The coding region runs from base 91 to 579 and encodes 162 amino acids.